AUGGGCCUCGGCUCAAGCGUCUCAUCCCUGCUCGAGACCUAUGAUAACUGCAUUUCGCUUCUGAAAGCCUUCAAGAGGCGGGACAAGCAAGAUGGCAACCGCAAGGUCGUAAAGGCAAGCGACCAACAAGCGUUGCUGAAGCACUCGCUGAAGACGGACCGUAAGAGAGUCGAGCGGGCUUAUUCAUCUCGGGUGUCUGAGUCUGGAGGGCGGUUUGAGAAAGGCGACAGGAAGGCGCUCUCAGCCCUGGGCAGAGUCAUCCAGAAGCUCAAUGCGGCUAUCGCCAGCCUGCUACGCACGGCUAGCAAGGGCCAGGGCCAGGCCUUGGACUAUCAAUCUCUGAUGUCGCUGUCAAAUUCGUCUCGAUUACAGGCCAUCAAGACCUUUGACCAGCUCUCGCGUCGACUGGACAGCAAGUCGUCUCGAAGCUCGGUUGCUUCGACCGCAUCUUCAAAAUCGUCACGGACAUCGAAGUCCUCCACCAGCAAAGCCUCGAAGUCAACGAGUUCGUCCAAGUCGAGCAGCGCCUCCAAAUCGACUGACAGUAGGGGCCAUAAGAAGACGAAGACGUCCAAGAAACGCGAUCAUGCCGAUCGUAAGGAACCGAAGACUAGAGAUGCUGAGCGGGCGAACGAGAGACCGUUACGCCUCGAGAUGAGACUCGCGACACCGCUGCUGGACUCGAUGGAUCGCAGCCUUGAGCACAGCACCAGCAGCUCUCUCAGGCGACGGCCCAGUUUUGCGAAUCGGUUCUCACUUAUUUCAAUGUCCUCGGACAGCACGAGGCUGGGGGAGAUUCCAGAGAGGAAGUGGCAUCGUCGAUACGACACUUCAGAUGGUAGCUCGGAGGAGUACAACACACCAGUCAUGUACCCAGUACGACCGUACCAGCCGCAGGUCAAGGAGAGAAGGUUCUUGGGACUGUUCAGGCGAGCACCGACCGUGAGCGAGUAUUGA
Molecule: messenger RNA, 957 nt
Organism: Diaporthe amygdali
Lineage: Eukaryota; Fungi; Ascomycota; Sordariomycetes; Diaporthales; Diaporthaceae
Exons: 1
Coding region: 1-957 (318 amino acids)
Source: RefSeq, a predicted model, not a curated record